CUUGAAGCCGCUGUAUUUGUCAUUGACAGUAACAAAAGUUCUUGUGAUUGACUGCAACCUGCGUGAUUUGAAGCUGCGGAAUUUCAUCAUGCGACGCCCAAAUUCAAACAUCGUCCCCUUUAGCCUUGCAUUGUAUUUACUCUUAAUUUCAGCAGUACCCAAUUUUGUUCUUCGUACAAAAGCCGAUCCCCGAAUUACAGAGGCCGGUCAUGGCUGUAGUCUAAUUAAUACUACAAAUCCCAGCGCUUUCAGUGAAAACCGCAAGACCGUUUUCUCGUUGCUCGUAAAAAAUAUAUCUUCCACAGGCUUCGCUACAGCUUCACAUGGGAAUGGCAAAGAUAGCGUAUAUGGGCUUGCUCAAUGCAGAAACGACUUGUCAAUGGAGGACUGCAGUAAGUGCUAUGCAACGGCCACAGAACAGAUUGUGAUAUACUGUCCCUUCGAGAUCGGGGCACGUAUGAUUUUCGAAGGGUGUUUUUUGCGUUAUGAGAAUGAGACUUUCUUCGACCAGGCAUUGGAUGGUGGCAACUCCAACGUGUGCAUCUCUUACUCCUCCUCAAGCCCUAAACUUUUUAAUGAAACUGCGCUGAGGUUGCUAGCGGACAUAAAAUCCAAGGCUUUCAAAAACGAAGGUUUCGCCACUAGUAAAAUUAGUGCCAAGGGAUUACAGACGCCCAUUUAUGGAUUAGCUAUGUGCAGGCGGACACUUACCACCAAUAGCUGUGACGUUUGUCUCCAGCACGCUACAAAGCUCGUACAACGAUGCUUUUCACUUCAGGAUGGAAGGGCUCUCGACGCCGGCUGUUAUUUGCGUUACUCCACCCUUGCUUUUUUCUCCAUUCCAUCCUCUUCCUCAAGCCCUUCGAAGAUUGUGCUCAUCUUGGUCGGAACCUUUGGAGGUGUGGCUCUCAUUGCUUUAUUAAUGGUGUUUUUAAUAUUCAGGCACCCUUUUCGAAAGUUUUAUACUAAACUCUCCGGCCCCAGGCAGCAUGAAGAAGCAGAGGCAUAUUUUAUUACCGAGGAGGACUUUAGGUGGGAUCAUUUAUUUAAUUACGAUUCUCUUCGCGUUGCGACUAAAAACUUCGAUGCAAAUAUGAAAAUUGGAGAAGGAGGAUUUGGUCAAGUUUAUAAGGGAAUAUUUAGAGAUGGGCAAGAGGCUGCAGUGAAGAAGCUUUUUGUACAAAAGUCGUCGAGGGUGUCGGACGAAUUUGUUACGGAAGUGAAGCUGAUCAGCGCUGUUCGUCACCGAAAUCUUGUUCGUUUGCUUGGGUGUUGCACACGAGGACCAGAGAAGCUACUGGUUUAUGAAUUCAUGCCAAAUAUGAGCCUUGACAAACAUCUCUUCGGAAACACGGCUAAACAACUGAGCUGGAAAAUGCGAUUCGAGAUCAUUUUGGGAACGGCGCAUGGACUUGCGUAUUUGAAUGAAGAAUCCCCCUUUCGAAUCCUUCACCGGGAUAUCAAAGCUGCCAAUAUACUUCUGGAUAAUGACUUUCACGCCAAAAUUGCAGACUUUGGACUGGCAAGGCUUUUUCCAGAGGACCAGACACAUCUUACAACAAGAGUCGGUGGUACAAUAGGGUAUACUGCACCAGAAUAUGCUAUUCACGGUCAUUUGACUGAUAAGGUGGACGUGUACAGCUACGGCAUGCUAGUUCUCGAAGUGGUGAGCGGGAGAAAGUAUAUUGAUUCUACACUUUCAGCACAGAUGGAACUCCUUUUAGAAUGGGCAUGGAAUUUAUAUGAGAACAAAGAGGCAUUUAGCUUGGUAGACCGAAGAUUAAUUGGAGAACCAGAGCUGAAUAGAGAAGAAAUAUUGAAGGUAAUCCAGAUUGCUCUCUUGUGCACACAAGGAACUCCUGAGUUGAGGCCAUUAAUGUCCAAAGUGGUGUCCAUGCUCACAAGCAACACGACGGUUUUUGCUCAGCCCAGUCGCCCGGCUUUUAUUGACAACUACUCCACUUCAAAAGGUUUGUCUUCGGUUAAUUUUGGGCAGAUGGAACCUUCAUCGACAGCAACAUCCCAGGCUACACUAUCCAUCUCUUUUGAACCACGUUAAGUCAAGUAGGUAGCCAUCUCUUUUAAACCACCUCCUGUCUCCAAUGCCCUUUGACUUGGAAAACAUUCCUUAGUUUACGUUUAGCAUAUUUCUUUUAUAGAGAAAUAGGUUAUAGUUUUUUCAUUAUUUCUAUUUAGAUUAGGAGUUCAACUUUGAUGUCUAGUUUUAUUAUAGAUUAAAACAACGUUACUGCUGGGUUUCUUAUUUUGGCUCUUAAAAGUCCAAUAGAAAUAAAGAGGACCCAGAGGAUGUAAGAUUUGAAUCAUCGACCCAUAACACACAUUUUAAUUUCCAUAAAAGUGA
Messenger RNA from Cryptomeria japonica (Japanese cedar), 2362 nucleotides. RefSeq names its product cysteine-rich receptor-like protein kinase 2. The record is from RefSeq and is a predicted model, not a curated record. The coding region runs from base 89 to 2059 and encodes 656 amino acids. Lineage: Eukaryota; Viridiplantae; Streptophyta; Pinopsida; Cupressales; Cupressaceae. Gene Ontology annotation, biological process: protein phosphorylation. The transcript is spliced from 7 exons. Gene Ontology annotation, molecular function: protein kinase activity; ATP binding.